This is a messenger RNA of Mya arenaria, 2806 nucleotides long. RefSeq names its product heat shock protein HSP 90-alpha-like. NCBI's taxonomy places the organism in Eukaryota, Metazoa, Mollusca, Bivalvia, Myida, Myidae. The transcript is spliced from 9 exons. Gene Ontology annotation, biological process: cellular response to heat; protein stabilization; protein folding. Gene Ontology annotation, cellular component: cytosol; perinuclear region of cytoplasm; protein-containing complex. Bases 160 to 2334 code for a protein of 724 amino acids. The record is from RefSeq and is a predicted model, not a curated record. Gene Ontology annotation, molecular function: ATP hydrolysis activity; ATP-dependent protein folding chaperone; disordered domain specific binding.
GUAGCAUAAUAGUGAUACAUCAUAUCUUACGCGCAAACGAUAUAUUCCUACGCAGACAAGAAUAAAUUCUCUUCACCCGGCGUGUGCUCCGACAAAGCAGUGCACAUUUGAACAGAAUUGAAAGUCACCAUUACACUUGGAAGAACACACUAAAUAAAGAUGCCUGAACAACAGAAUAUGGAAGAAGGGGAGGUCGAGACCUUCGCCUUUCAGGCUGAAAUCGCUCAACUUAUGAGCUUGAUCAUCAACACAUUUUACUCAAACAAGGAGAUCUUUCUCAGAGAGUUGAUUUCCAAUUCGUCUGAUGCUCUCGACAAAAUUAGAUACGAGAGCCUUACGGAUCCAUCCAAGUUGGAUUCUGGAAAAGAUCUCUACAUCAAAAUCAUUCCUGAUCGUGAAAGGGGUACGCUGACCAUCAUCGACACUGGUAUUGGCAUGACAAAAGCUGACUUGGUGAACAACCUUGGUACCAUUGCCAAGUCUGGAACAAAGGCAUUCAUGGAGGCUCUCCAAGCCGGUGCUGACAUUUCCAUGAUUGGUCAGUUUGGUGUGGGUUUUUACUCCGCCUACCUUGUGGCCGAUAAAGUGACGGCCAUUUCUAAGAACAAUGAUGAUGAGGCCUACCUUUGGGAGUCCUCAGCUGGUGGUUCCUUCACCAUCAGAUCAAUUGUCGAUCCCCCCGUGGAGCGUGGUACAACCAUCACUCUGUACAUUAAAGAAGACCAGACAGAAUACUUGGAGGAGAAGAGAAUCAAGGAGGUCGUUAAGAAACACAGUCAGUUCAUCGGCUAUCCAAUCAAGCUUGUGUGCGAGAAGGAGCGUGAUAAGGAAGUCUCUGACGAUGAGGAGGAGGAAGAAAAGAAAGAGGAAAAGGAAGGAGAGGAGAAGUCUGAGGAAGACAAGCCCAAAGUAGAAGAUUUGGAUGAAGACGGAGAAGAUGAUGACAAGAAAGACAAGAAGAAGAAAAAGAUCAAGGAGAAGUACCAGGAGGAUGAGGAGCUGAACAAGACGAAGCCCCUGUGGACACGAAACCCAGAUGACAUCACCCAUGAGGAGUAUGGAGAGUUCUACAAGUCACUCACCAAUGACUGGGAGGACCAUUUAGCUGUCAAGCACUUCUCUGUAGAGGGACAGCUGGAAUUCCGUGCCAUGUUGUUUGUUCCAAAGAGAGCUCCAUUUGACAUGUUUGAAAAUAAGAAGAAAAAGAACAACAUCAAACUGUAUGUCAGGAGAGUGUUUAUUAUGGACAAUUGUGAAGAACUCAUCCCUGAAUACUUGAACUUUAUCAAGGGAAUAGUGGACAGUGAAGAUUUACCUCUGAACAUUUCCAGAGAAAUGCUUCAGCAGAGCAAAAUCUUGAAGGUGAUCCGCAAAAAUCUUGUCAAAAAGUGUAUGGAACUCUUCGAUGACAUUUGUGAAGACAAGGACAAUUACAAGAAAUUCUACGAACAAUUUGGAAAGAACUUGAAGCUUGGAAUCCAUGAGGACUCUACCAACAGGAAGAAGCUUGCCUCCAUGCUGCGAUACUACACUUCCCAGUCUGGUGAUGAGAUGGCUUCUCUGAAGGACUAUGUCUCAAGAAUGAAGGAAAACCAGAAAGACAUCUAUUACAUCACAGGUGAGAGCAAGGAAGUCGUGCAGUCAUCUGCGUUUGUGGAGCGUGUGAUCAAGCGCGGGUUUGAGGUUGUCUACAUGAUUGACCCCAUUGAUGAGUAUUCUGUCCAGCAGCUAAAGGAAUUUGAUGGCAAAAACCUGGUCUGCGUCACAAAGGAGGGCCUGGAGUUGCCAGAAGAUGAGGAGGAAAAGAAGAAGCGUGAGGAACAGGUUGCCGAGUUUGAGGGCCUCUGCAAGGUCAUGAAAGAAAUCCUCGACAAGAAGGUGGAGAAGGUGACGGUCUCCAACCGUCUGGUGAACUCCCCCUGCUGUAUUGUGACUAGUCAGCAUGGCUGGUCUGCCAACAUGGAGCGCAUCAUGAAGGCUCAAGCCCUGAGGGACUCCAGCACUAUGGGAUACAUGGCUGCCAAGAAGCACCUGGAGGUUAACCCCGACCACUCCAUCAUCAAGGCUCUCAAGGAGAAGGUUUCUGUGGACAAAAACGACAAGUCUGUGAAGGAUCUGGUAUUGCUGAUGUUCGAGACUGCCCUUCUAGCUUCCGGCUUCACCCUUGAGGACCCAACCACACACGCUAACAGAAUCAACAGAAUGAUCAAACUUGGUCUUGGUAUUGAUGAGGAUGAUGUGCAGGCGCCAGAUGCUGGUGAUGCCACUGCCGAGGACAUGCCCCCAUUGGAGGGUGAGGAUGAUGAUGCCUCACGUAUGGAGGAGGUCGACUAAACUUCCAGGAAGAAAAUUGAAGGACAUGUGUUUUAUUAGUGUUGUUUCACUGUUGUCAACCAUCUUGGCAGUUCCUUGUGACUGAUCAUAAAUAAUGGUGUAGAAGAGCCGGGUGCCUGCAUAAAGACUUGCAUAGAACAAAUGUAGCUACACAUUGACAAGUAUUGUUGAAAUCAUGUUAACUAUUCAUCAAUUCAUUGCAUAACAUGAAACUUGCCAUAUGUCCACCUAUAUAGCAGUCAUAUACUUGGUUCAUUUUUGUUCUGUUCAUCUGUGAUUUUAUUUUCGAGUUUACUAGACGAAAUUGAACUUGUUUUAGAUAAUUAUAAAAAAUGUUUGUUGGGUUGAAAUUCAUUUGAAUUGGAGUGUCUUGUCAUUCUUCAUUUGCCAUAAUACUCCUCUUUCCAUGUAGACACUUGUUUGAAUGUUUUUCUUUCAUGACGAAUAAAAGAAUAAAAAGUUAAAGAAUCAA